Daktulosphaira vitifoliae (grape phylloxera) is the source of this 2028-nucleotide messenger RNA. It is a transcript of the gene Mccc2, whose product is annotated as methylcrotonoyl-CoA carboxylase beta chain, mitochondrial. Lineage: Eukaryota; Metazoa; Arthropoda; Insecta; Hemiptera; Phylloxeridae. Gene Ontology annotation, molecular function: methylcrotonoyl-CoA carboxylase activity. The transcript is spliced from 11 exons. Gene Ontology annotation, biological process: L-leucine catabolic process. The record is from RefSeq and is a predicted model, not a curated record. Gene Ontology annotation, cellular component: methylcrotonoyl-CoA carboxylase complex; mitochondrion. Bases 111 to 1805 code for a protein of 564 amino acids.
UAUUAUAAAAGUAUCUUAUGCUAGUAUAAUGUAUAUUAAUUAACUUGGUAUAAUUUUUUAAACAACUUUUAUAUAAAUUUUUGAUCCUAUUUAAAGUAUUUAAAAUAAAAAUGUUAACUCGUUUACAAAUUUUGCAACGAAUUUGUUCGUUACACUUUUGUCGGCAAUUUUCUAAUAUUCCAACUGGACCAGUUUUAAAAUCUAACAUAGAUGUAAAUUCCAUUGAAUAUCAGGAAAACAAAACAGCAAUGGAAGUUUUAGUUGAAAAUUUGAAAAAAACCGUUAACACCGCAGUUUAUGGAGGUGAUAUCAAAGAUAAAUUAAGGCAUACGUCUAAAGGAAAAGUGCUGGUCCGUGAUCGAAUAAAUUAUCUUUUAGAUUCUGGUUCGCCAUUCUUAGAAUUGUCUCAAUUAGCUGGAUACAACUUAUAUGAAGAAAAUCUGCCUUGUGGUGGUUUAAUAACUGGAAUCGGACGAAUAUCUAAUAAAGAAUGUAUGAUUAUUGCUAAUGACGCAACUAUCAAAGGUGGUACAUAUUUCCCUAUAACGGUCAAAAAACAUAUAAGAGCUCAAGAAAUUGCAAGUGAGAACAACUUACCAUGUGUAUAUUUAGUAGAUUCCGGGGGAGGUUAUUUAAAAAAACAGUCUGAAAUUUUUCCUGAUAAAGAGCAUUUUGGAAGAAUAUUUUACAAUGAAGCUGUUAUGUCGUCAAAAAACAUUACUCAGAUUGCUGUUGUUAUGGGUAGUUGUACAGCGGGUGCAGCUUAUUUACCAGCUAUGGCUGAUGAGAGUGUGAUAGUAAAAAAGACUGGAACAAUUUUUUUAGCCGGUCCCCCACUGGUAAAAGCAGCGACAGGAGAAGUAGUUUCCGCAGAAGAACUUGGUGGCGCUGAUCUUCACUGCACAGUUUCUGGAGUUUCUGAUCAUUACGCUAACGAUGAUUACCAUGCCUUACACAUAACUAAAAAUAUCAUUGCUAAUUUAAAUAAUAAUAACAAAUCAAUCACUAACUCAAUAGACAAUUUGGCUGUACCAGAACCUCCAAUUUAUCCAGAUGCAGAACUUUACGGUAUUGUUGGUAGUAAUUUAAAACGAAAUUAUGAUGUUAGAGAGGUUAUUGCAAGGUUAGUUGAUGGUUCUGUAUUUUCAGAAUUCAAAAAGAUGUAUGGUGAAACACUAGUUACUGGAUUUGCCAAAAUAUGUGGUUAUCCAAUUGGAAUUAUCGGUAACAAUGGGGUAUUGUUUUCCGAAUCUGCUCUUAAAGGCACUCAUUUCAUUGAACUUUGCUGUCAACGGAAAAUUCCAUUGUUAUUUUUACAAAACAUAACUGGGUUCAUGGUAGGUAAAGAUGCUGAAGCUGGUGGCAUUGCGAAAAAUGGUGCUAAAAUGGUGACCGCUGUUUCGUGUGCAUCAGUACCCAAAAUUACUGUAAUCAUCGGUGGAUCUUAUGGCGCUGGAAAUUAUGGAAUGUGUGGGCGAGCUUAUGGGCCAAGAUUUUUAUAUAUGUGGCCAAACUCACGAAUAAGUAUAAUGGGAGGUGAACAGGCAGCUGGUGUAUUAUCCCAAAUUCAGAGGGACAAAAAAGGACGAGAAAGUAAACAGCUAACGGUUGAUGAAGAAAAUAUCAUAAAAAAUCCUGUAAUUAAACAGUUUGAAGAAGAAGGAAAUCCAUACUAUUCCAGUGCUAGAUGUUGGGAUGAUGGAAUUAUUGACCCUGCUCAAACUAGACACAUUUUAGCCCUAAGUUUAUCAGCUAUUAAUAACAACUCAAUUCUUGAAACAAAAUACGGAAUUUUUAGAAUGUAAAUUUUUAUAAAAAGUAAACUGCCAUUAGUAGAAAAAUACACAAUUUAAUUGAUGUAAUAUGAUAUUAAGAGCAAACAUUAAUUUUUUAAGAUAAUUUUUACAUUUGAUUUUUUUUUAAUUUGUUUUAUAUUCUAAGUAAAAAGAAUUAGUAAACAUUAUUUAUAUUAUAAAAGUCGAUAAAAUUAAAUAAUUAUUUUUUUAAAGAUUAAUCAUAUAAUAUUAA